Messenger RNA from Populus nigra (black poplar), 2020 nucleotides. Its product is annotated as L-ascorbate oxidase-like. NCBI's taxonomy places the organism in Eukaryota, Viridiplantae, Streptophyta, Magnoliopsida, Malpighiales, Salicaceae. The record is from RefSeq and is a predicted model, not a curated record. Gene Ontology annotation, molecular function: copper ion binding; oxidoreductase activity. The coding region runs from base 110 to 1894 and encodes 594 amino acids. Gene Ontology annotation, cellular component: extracellular region; plasmodesma. The transcript has 5 exons.
AUAAAUAGCAGCUCGAUAGGGCAUCCGCUCGACAGAGGUGAUAUAGCAAAUAUCAUUACUUGGGCAUCCACCGCUACACUACAUCUUCUUGAGCAUCCAACAGGAGAAAAUGGGGACGCUGACUUACAACUUCUUGGUUGAACCAUUUUCAAGAAGUUUCAAGGGUCUCAUUAUUUGGUGUAUUUUACUUUAUAUGAUCCAAUGUUCAUCGGCGACUUCUAAUAGGACUGGAAACCAUUUUUAUAAAUGGGAAGUGGAGUACAUGUACUGGUCUCCAGAUGGGAUAGAAAAUGUUGUGAUGGGAAUCAAUGGCCAGUUCCCUGGUCCAACAAUCCGUGCUAGAGCUGGAGAUAUAGUUCAUGUGCAACUCACAAACAAACUCCACACUGAGGGGGUUGUCAUUCACUGGCAUGGAAUCAGACAGAAAGGAACACCAUGGGCAGAUGGGACUGCUUCCAUUUCGCAGUGUGUCAUUAACCCCGGAGAAACCUUCGAUUAUAGGUUCACUGUUGACAGAGCAGGAACGUAUUUCUACCAUGGACACUAUGGAAUGCAAAGAUCAGCAGGGUUGUACGGUGCCAUGAUAGUGGAUGUGGCAGAAGGAGAGAAGGAGCCUUUCCACUAUGACGGUGAGUUUGACCUUUUGUUAAGUGACUGGUGGCACAAAAGCGUUCAUCACCAAGAAGUUGGCCUUUCUUCCAGACCAAUGCGUUGGAUUAAUGAACCCCAGGCCCUACUUAUCAAUGGAAGAGGACAAUAUGGGUGUUCCCUGGCAGCUCAUUACGGCAACUCCUCUUUUAGCCAGUGCAAUAUAACAGGACAUGAACAAUGGGCCCCUUAUAUCCUGCAUGUGGAUCCAAACAAGACCUACAGAAUAAGAAUCGCCAGCACUACUGCUCUUGCUUCUCUCAACUUGGCCAUUGGGAAUCACAAAAUGAUGGUGGUGGAAGCCGAUGGAAAUUAUGUGCAACCAUUUGAGACUAAUGAUUUGGACAUUUAUUCUGGUGAGAGUUACUCAGUCCUGUUAAACACAAGUCAAGACUCCUCCCAAAACUAUUGGAUUUCUUUUGGUGUAAGAGGAAGAGAACCUCACACCCCACAGGCCCUAACCAUAUUAAACUACAAGACCAACUCUGCAUCGAAACUCCCUCUUUCACCACCUCCUGUAACUCCCAGAUGGGAUGAUUAUGCUCACAGCAAGGCAUUCUCUAACAAGAUUAAGGCCCUGGAUCAUAAAAGUAUCCCUAAGCCUUCACCGACUUACCACCGUAGGAUUGUCCUGCUAAACACCCAGAACAAGAUGAAUGGCUAUACCAAGUGGUCUAUCAAUAAUGUUUCCCUGUCAUUACCUGCCACACCUUACUUGGGGUCCAUCAGAUUUGGCCUGCGGGAUGCUUUUGACCAAACAAAGCCACCUGAGGAUUUUCCAGGGCAUUAUGAUGUUAUGAAACCACCAGUUAAUCCUAACACCACUACUGGAAGCGGGGUUUACAUGCUAGGUUACUAUAGCACAGUGGAUGUGAUAUUGCAAAAUGCAAAUGCAUUGACAGAAAAUGUAAGUGAAAUACACCCAUGGCAUUUGCAUGGUCAUGAUUUUUGGGUGCUAGGGUAUGGAGAAGGGAAGUUCACCAAAUCUGACGAGAAGAAAUUCAACUUGAGAAAUCCACCUUACAGAAACACUGCAGUGAUAUUUCCUUACGGAUGGACGGCACUGAGGUUUGUGGCAGAUAAUCCAGGAGUAUGGGCCUUCCAUUGCCAUAUUGAGCCACAUUUGCAUUUGGGGAUGGGCGUGGUUUUUGCUGAAGGUGUCCAGCAUGUUGCUAAGAUUCCUAAGGAAGCCCUUUCUUGUGGUUUGACUGGGAAGAGGUUCAUGACUGGAAGCCAUUUGGGCUAAGUUGAUGUCUUUUGUUUUGUUUAUGCAUGCAACGCGAUGAGGAGUUAUAUGCCUUAUUUGUAUGGUGUUUGAAAUUUAAGGUGUUAAUGUUAUCAUUAUAAAUUAUAAGGUAAACUAUUUAGUCGA